CUCCCCAUCGAGGCAUCCUUUGCCCAACCAAUUUAUCAACCAUGCCUCAUAGAAUCCCCUCUUCACCUCCUCCCCUCCUGAUCAUCACCGUCGUCUUCCUCCUAUCCCUCCUCAUCUCCACCAACGCUUACCCUGUGGACAGCCCCUCUCCCCGAUUCUGUCCCAACUCCACCUGCGGCACCCACGUUAUCGCUUACCCAUUCUGGAAGACUCCGAAUGAAUUCACCCACCCCUUCACCUACUGUGGCUACCCACAACUUAUGCUGAUUUGCCAAGGUGACACCCCAAUCCUUUCUCUCGGCUCCAACAACUAUACCGUGACCGACAUCCAUUACCACAACCAAACCAUCUCCCUUGCAGACCCGGACCUCCUCGCCGCCGGAAGCUGCCCCAUGCCCCGCCACAAUCUCACCCUCAUGGACACCCAAGUGGAGAACAACACCCCCUACGAAACCUACCUAAAAGGCACCCCCUACCAAAACUACCUAAACUACACCUCCUCAGACACCAACCUCACCUUCUUUCUCAAUUGCUCGGACGGUCCAUCGGACCACCGAAUAACCUGCUUUUCCGAAAGCGGGGAUAAGAAGUCUUACGUCUUCACCGAACGUGAUUUUUCGGACAUCAAAGAAUACGAAGGGGUGCGGGAGUGCCAAGAUAUUGUGGUGGUGCCGGUCCUCGAUCAGGAGGUGAAUUGGGGAAACUCGAGCACUUUGUCUCAUGACUUUGGAAUGGUGUUGAAUGGUGGCUUCCAGUUGGGCUGGUCUAACGAGACCUGGGAAGCGUGCGAUCGCUGCGAGCUCUCCGGCGGGCGCUGCGGGUACGAGAUAACCAAGACCAGUUUGACCUUCACCUGCUUUUGCUCCAACCGAAUAAGUGACCGACAUUGUGGAACUGACAAUUUGACGAAGAAGAAAAUCAUAAUAGGAGUCCUAACUGCAGGUUUAUCUUUGGGGUGCUUAUUCCUUUCAGUCUAUCUUCUUCAUUACAAAAAGGCUCACUCAAAGAACGAGCACAGUGUUGAAGACCUACUAUGUAAAUAUGGAUCCUCGGUGCCAAAAAGGUAUAAGUAUUCAGAAAUUAAGAGGAUGACCAAAUCCUUUAGUCACAAGUUGGGGCAAGGUGGUUACGGUAAUGUGUUCAAGGGUAAUCUCUAUGAUGGUCGUCCAAUAGCUGUAAAAGUCUUGGGUGAGUCAAAAGGAAAUGGCGAGGAAUUUGUCAACGAGGUAGCUAGCAUCGGCAGAACUUCCCAUGUAAACAUUGUUUGUCUAUUAGGCUUCUGUAUAGAGGGGUCCAAGCGAGCUCUUGUCUACGAAUUCAUGCCAAAUGGAUCACUAGAGAAAUUUAUAUACAGAGAGAUACCAGAUGCAAACAUAAAACUUGGUUGGGAAAAAUUAUUUGAGAUCGCAGUUGGUAUUGCCCGAGGACUAGAGUACUUGCAUCGUGGGUGUAACACUCGGAUAGUGCAUUUUGAUAUCAAGCCUCAUAACAUCCUACUAGACCAAGAUUUUUGUCCCAAGAUUUCUGAUUUUGGGUUGGCAAAAUUAUGCCCUCCAAAAGAAAGCAUCAUUUCAGUAGCGGGUGCUAGAGGAACAGUUGGGUACAUUGCCCCUGAAAUUUUCUCUAGAAAUUUUGGAGUUAUCUCUAGCAAGUCUGACGUUUACAGUUAUGGAAUGAUGGUGCUAGAAAUGGUUGGUGGACGGAAAAAUAUAGAUACAAGAGCAAAGAAUACUAGUGAAAUUUAUUUUCCACACUGGAUUUUUGACCAUCUCGAUCAAUAUGAUACCCUAGAAGCUUGUGGAGUGACUAGUGAGACUGAAGAGAUUGCCAAAAAGAUGACAAUAGUUGGAUUGUGGUGCAUACAAAUGCUGCCUGCAGAUCGACCUUCAAUGAGUAGAGUGGUGGAUAUGUUGGAAGGAAGCAUUAGCGACUUGCAAAUGCCACCAAGACCAUAGUUAAUUUCCACUUCAAAAUCAUCAAUGAUUCUAAUGUAUCAACAGCCUAUAUUGUCUUGCAGGGUAAAAUUCAUUGUACUUUUAGGCUCUAUAAUCUAAGCUCAUAUUUAAGCUGUCAUGAAAUAACAUGGUUAAUCAAAUUUA
Elaeis guineensis (African oil palm) is the source of this 2099-nucleotide messenger RNA. RefSeq names its product LEAF RUST 10 DISEASE-RESISTANCE proteinUS RECEPTOR-LIKE PROTEIN KINASE-like 2.1. The record is from RefSeq and is a predicted model, not a curated record. Gene Ontology annotation, biological process: protein phosphorylation. NCBI's taxonomy places the organism in Eukaryota, Viridiplantae, Streptophyta, Magnoliopsida, Arecales, Arecaceae. Gene Ontology annotation, molecular function: protein kinase activity; ATP binding; polysaccharide binding.